Messenger RNA from Ornithodoros turicata, 954 nucleotides. RefSeq lists its product as uncharacterized. Bases 1 to 954 code for a protein of 317 amino acids. NCBI's taxonomy places the organism in Eukaryota, Metazoa, Arthropoda, Arachnida, Ixodida, Argasidae. Gene Ontology annotation, molecular function: RNA-DNA hybrid ribonuclease activity; nucleic acid binding. The transcript has a single exon. The record is from RefSeq and is a predicted model, not a curated record.
AUGGCGUUUACGCCCCGAUCAUUCCGCCAGUUCCCGCUGCGGGUUGCAGGUUUGCCGGUGGAGUUCGUGCCACACCACAAGUACCUGGGCAUUACAGUCGACUGGGGCCUCACCUGGUCCAAACAUAUCAAAGCUCUCUCCUCACAGCUAUCUGUCCUCGUCAGUGUCCUGAGACGGAUCUCUGGAACGUCAUGGGGCCCUACCUGCCACACCUCCCUGGUGACCGGAACCCUGAGGUACAGCCUCCCAGUCCUCCACGCCGUAAGCAAAGCCAAUGAACGCGAGCUCCUCAACAUCCAGGCCCGCUGCCUGCGCGUCUGCCUGGGUGUUCCCAAAACGUCAGAGACAUACCUGGUCCUAGCAGAGGGCAAGGAGUCUCCAGCACACAUUCUGCGCGACCUGGAAACCCUUCGCGCCUGCUCACGAUACCUUACUCGUCAUCCCGCCCACCACUUGCGGGAAAUCGACCAUGACUGCCCUGCGUCGGCAUUCGGUGCCACUGUCCGGCGACUGAAGGUGUCGGUCCCAUCAACUGCGUCUACUUCGCCUUACACCCCACAAAUGUGGUCGAUGGUCACACCCACUGUGUACAAACAUAUCCCUGGCAUCACGAGCAGAAACGACCAUUCCCCGCCUGUCCUGUGCUACCUCGUGCUGGAGCACCUGGACGCCCUACACAGCCAGCGACUGCAAAUAUAUACCGACGGCUCGGUCUCCGUGGGCGUCUCCACAGCAGCACUGUUCCUCCCUUCCGAAAACAUCGAACAAGCCUUCAAGCUUCCCCACGAAACGUCGUCCACCGAAGCGGAGCUUGUAGCCAUCCACGAAGCACUGAAGCUUGUAUCCUCUCGGCCACCUGGAAGCUGGACAGUCCUCACAGACAGCAAAACGGCGCUGGGGGCUGGAGGAGGUCUUCGCCUCGCUCGCAAGUUGUUUCUGACAUCCGCUCACUGA